Molecule: messenger RNA, 1480 nt
Organism: Aspergillus ruber CBS 135680
Lineage: Eukaryota; Fungi; Ascomycota; Eurotiomycetes; Eurotiales; Aspergillaceae
Product: M20 family metallo-hydrolase
Exons: 4
Coding region: 7-1371 (454 amino acids)
Molecular function (GO): hydrolase activity, acting on carbon-nitrogen (but not peptide) bonds, in linear amidines
Source: RefSeq, a predicted model, not a curated record
AUCAACAUGCGACUCCCUACAAGCAUAACGCGAUCUAUCCGACAACUAUCCACUUUUAGAUCCCCAGCAUCCGGCCUCAGAAUUAACCCUGACCGACUAUCAGAGACAAUACACGAAACAUGUAAAUGGGGCGCUGCGCAUCCAUACUGGAAAAACCCCCGCGAGACAGGAAUGGCUCGUCUCUGUCUAACAGACGACGACGCACGCGUUCGAACGUGGUUCGCGACAGAAGUCCAAAAACUCGGCUGCUCACUGUCUACAGACCAGAUGGGAAACAUGUUCGCACGACAACCCGGGAGUCUAAAAUCAUCAGCCCCAAUGAUUGCCAUGGGAAGCCAUCUGGAUACACAGCCGAGGGGUGGUCGGUAUGAUGGGAUUUUGGGUGUUGUUGCGGCGGUUGAGGUGUUAAGGACCAUGAAGGAGAGUGGAUUUAGGACGCACUAUGAUGUUGGGAUUGUUAAUUGGACAAACGAGGAAGGUGCUCGGUUUCCGAAGUCUAUGUGUUCGUCCGGUGUGUGGGCUGGUGCUAUUCCGAUUCACAAAGCUUGGGACUUGCGCGAUAUUCAUGAUUCGAACGUGACUUUAAAGUCUGAACUAGAAAGACACGGAUACCUAGGAUCUAUCCCCUGCGAUGCGAAGUCUGGAUUCCAGCUCGGAGCGCAUUUCGAACUACACAUUGAACAAGGCCCCAUCCUCCAGAACACAGGACGGUCGAUUGGUAUCGUUCAGGGUGCCCAGGGGUAUAGGUGGCUUACUUUUACCAUCCAAGGACGAGACGCUCAUACGGGGACAACGCCUUUGAAUGCCCGGAAGGAUCCAUUGCUCGCAGCGUCCCGGAUGAUUGCUGUGUCGAACGACAUCGCUAAACGCCACAAUGCACUGGCGUCAACUGGAGUAUUUAAGAUUCCGUCCAACGCCUCUACAAAUACUGUCGCUUCGGAGGUGACUUUCACGCUUGAUAUCCGGCAUAUGCAGGAUGAGGUUGUGCAUGCAGUUCAAGAUGAAUGUCUCAAGUCAUUCGCGGAGAUCGCCUCACAGGACGGCCAAGGCGUAACCUUUGACUGGACACUGGACACAGAUUCCCCCGCAGUUCAGUUCGAUCAGGGCUGCUUGCAGUCCAUUCAAACUGCUGCUGAGAAUCUUGUUGGUCCGGGAAAGUGGAUGGAUAUGACGAGUGGAGCGGGCCAUGAUAGUGUUUAUACGAGUAAGCACUGUCCUACGGCUAUGAUUUUCGUACCGUGUCGGGAUGGGGUCAGUCAUAAUCCGGAGGAGUAUUGUAGUCCGGAGGAUUGUGCUCUGGGUACGCAGGCUUUGCUAGAAUCGGUGGUUCAUUAUGAUCAGACAAAGAAGGAUGCUGAGGGUGGUGCGUAAAAGAUUUACGACAAUGGUUUCGUCGGAUAAAUAAAACUAGCUAUACAGGCCUUAUGGUAUAGUAACAGAGAACAUAAUUGUAAAUGGAAGGACAAUGACUCCAAGCAGC